AUGAGUAACACUGCAAGCCCGGAAUUUCGAGAAACGAAGGAGCGCCAGGGCGGGGCUCACGUCGACUCGCGGGCUUUGUUUCGCUUAGACAACCGAACCAUUAUCAUCACAGGAGGGGCCGGAUAUCUUGGCGUGGAAGCAGCAGGUUGUAUUCUAGAUUCGGGAGGAGAUGUCGUGUGUCUGGACGUGGUAGAAAGUCCUCGGACCGAGGUGUGGAAUCAGCUUCUCGCAGUUGCCCAUGAGCACGGUCGCUUGCUUUUCUACUAUCGUUUGGAUGUCACCGAUGCUCGUGGCAUUUCAACGGUAUUCGAGACUCUCGUGCCCCAACUGAGGCAUCCGAUUCGCGGUUUAGUGGCAUGUGCCGGCUUGUCUGACAACGACCCUGCCCACGUAUUCUCGGUGGAGCGAUUUCGGCGUUUGAUGGAGAUUAAUGUUACAGGAACUUUCGCCAUUGCACAAGCUGUCGCACUAGAGAUGAGGAAAGCGAACGUUGAUGGAAGUAUGGUCCUUACAGCAAGCAUGAGUGGCUCAGUUGCCAACAAGGGCGUAGAUACGGCAGCGUAUAAUUCCUCCAAAUCAGCUGUUCUCCAGUUGGGUCGAUCUUUGGCAGCAGAGUGGGGUUCUCGUAAGGGAAUGCCUCUAAUUCGGGUGAACACUCUGUCGCCGGGAUAUAUACAAACUCCGGCGACGGAAGAAGCGCUUCGGAAACCCGGCAUGAAGGCUCAAUGGACAGGGGAUAAUAUGCUGUAUCGGCUCAGUCUUGUGGAUGAAUUUCGAGGUCCCAUCCUCUUCCUACUAAGUGACGCAAGCAGUUUCAUGACAGGCGCCGACCUGAGGGUUGAUGGAGGUCACUGUGCCUGGUAG
Messenger RNA from Colletotrichum siamense, 864 nucleotides. Its product is annotated as D-arabinitol 2-dehydrogenase. The transcript has 4 exons. Gene Ontology annotation, molecular function: oxidoreductase activity, acting on NAD(P)H, oxygen as acceptor. The coding region runs from base 1 to 864 and encodes 287 amino acids. The record is from RefSeq and is a predicted model, not a curated record. Gene Ontology annotation, cellular component: intracellular anatomical structure. Lineage: Eukaryota; Fungi; Ascomycota; Sordariomycetes; Glomerellales; Glomerellaceae.